UAAACAGGCAGGCACCCGGGCAAUAUUUCAAAUUUCCAAGAAAAUAUAUUCUUAUUACCUCUAAUUGUCCGUAUAUACAUAGUAGUCUUUGUCUAAUUUGUCCAAUUACAAUUGCCUCAAAUCUCAAUUUCUUAUGAACUUUUUCGACAUUUAAACUUAAGUAUAAUUUCUAGAUCUUAAACCUUAGAAGAAAAUUUUGUUUGAAAAUUUAUAAAUUCAAAAUGAAUUCCCCAAGAGCUUCAAGUUCACCGUCAUAUAGAAAUCUUAGAUGCAAACAUUCACAAUCUCCAGUAGAGUUAAAAGAAAAAAUGAGAAAGGAUUACAAGGAUAAGAUACAAAAAUGUCGAAACAUGUUAAUGAACAGGUUUCGUGGACCUUUAGCCGAGGAUGAUCUCCAACAAACUUUAACUAAGUUAUACAAAGAUACAUUUAAUUUCACUGAAGAUUUUUCUGUUUAUGAAGAUAAUGAAGUCCUUGAGGAAAUAAAAAAAGAAUUAAUUCAGGAGGAACUUGAAUGGUACACUCAAGAAUAUGAAAAAUCUCAAACAGAUAAUAUUGAUUGGUCUUUAUAUCAAGUUGAAGAUCAUGUAAUUUGUCCAGUGUGCCAAAAAAAUGACUUUAAAUUUAAUCUAGGGGUGGUCUCAUGUGAUAAAUGUAAAAUAGUAUUAAAAACUCGAUUAUCUUUAUCAGAAAUAAAGAAUAGUAUUUAUGAAUCAAUAGAAAGACAUAGUAAAAAAUGCAACUCUGAUACUCAAUUUUCAAUGAUUCCUGAAUUAGAUGAAAACCAUAUUUAUCUUAUGUGCGAUGCUUGUUUAGAAAUGCAGUUAAUAGUGUAAACAUUUUGAUAAUAAUUUGUUAUUGUUUAGAAGUAUUUACUCUUUUUUCAUAAAUUUGUUAAAUAAAAGUUUGUUCUUUUAGUAUU
Colias croceus (clouded yellow) is the source of this 922-nucleotide messenger RNA. RefSeq names its product RPA-interacting protein-like. Gene Ontology annotation, cellular component: nucleus. The transcript is spliced from 3 exons. Gene Ontology annotation, biological process: protein import into nucleus. The record is from RefSeq and is a predicted model, not a curated record. Bases 222 to 836 code for a protein of 204 amino acids. Lineage: Eukaryota; Metazoa; Arthropoda; Insecta; Lepidoptera; Pieridae.